GCCCUCUCACUUGUGCUCGCCCCUCAGCGCAGACAUGUCGAGGCAGGCGCGGCUCAUGGACGUGCUGAAGAAGGAGGUGAGGUCGCUGCUGAUGGCCGCCAAGGAGGGGCUCAGCCCGGCGCAGCUGGAGCAGGAGUACCGGGCCAUGAUCGGCAAGCCACUGCCCCUGGGCGAGCUGGGCUUCCUGAGCACCAUGGAGCUGGUGGCCGCCAUGCCCGAGGUGGUCACAGUCUGUCCCCACGGCAAAGACGCCUUUAUCCUCAAAGCUGUUGCAGAUGAGACCACCAAAGACAUUGCCAAGCUGAUAUCCAAACAAAGGACAAGUGUGAAGAGCCGGAGCGCUGCCCCAAGGGCCAGUGGUUUCCAUUGCUCCAGGAAUCAGCAGAGGCUCCCUCGGCGGGGCAGGGCUCCUCCUGUCCUGCCUGCAGCAGUGAAGAGCGAGCUGAAGGAUCUGCUGAGUUCCUCCCCUGUUCUGCUCUCAGACUUCAAUAAGGCCUUCUCCAGGCGUUUCGGUCGGGCGUUCAAGUACAUGCAGUAUGGGUUUUUUUCCAUGCUUGAAAUGCUCAGGAGUGUGUCUGAUAUUAUCGCAAUUGAACAGUCAAGAGCAGGCUCUUUGCUGACCCUGAAGAAGAGCUCAACUGAAGAGCAGCAGGAAAAGACCCUGCAGGUCCCUGCAGUUGAGAUACUUCCUCCAGACCCCAGCUGUGACACAGAAAGCUUCCAUGAGGCCGUUGAAGGGAAGUCAGAACCAGAGGAAUCGCAAGCAGUGCAUGGUGGUGAUAAACUGAAACAAUUGGAGAAAGACUUCAAGAUAAUGCUGUAUAAAAAAGGAGCUGGAGAAACAGUAAGCUUGGCCCUCAAGGAGAAAAUUCGAAGUGUCGUAGCCAAGUAUCCAGAUGGUUUACUUGUUUCCAAGCUCCAUCGUGAGUUUGAGGCACACUUUAAAGAGAGUCUCUCUGUGGGGAAGCUUGGCUUUGUAGACAUGUUGGAGUUUGUCUGCAGCCUUCASGACGUCCUCCAUGUUGAGCGCAGGGAAGAUGAGCAAGACUGGAUGGUGUUUGACCUCAAAUCAAGGUGCUUAACAGAUGUUCCACCAGAUGAGCAGCGGCCAUGUGAGGACUCCUCSUGUUGGUCGCUGCCCCCUCCUGCUGCCGACGUCUCCCGGGACUUCUCUCCCAGAAAGCCUGAGGAUGCGGACCUGAAACAAAGCAACAAGUUCAGCGUGCUCACAAAGUCACCGCCUGGAGCUCUGGAGUGUUCCCUGCUAGCCAUGGAGGUGCCAAUGCCAGAAAUCCCCCUGGAUGCUGUUCAAAGCGAGAGCCUCUGCCGCUUGCCACGGCUGGAGAGAAGCUGUUUGGUGGGAGUCUUUGUGGAGUUCAUCGUCUCUCCUAGCCAGUUCUACAUCCAGGUCUGCAGCAAGGAGACGUCCGAUAAGCUGCAGGAUCUGAUGAUUGAGAUGAGACGCUGUUACUCAAAUAAAAUGGUUUCUGAUCGUUACAUCAUGCCCGAGUCCUCAGUGCAGCCCGGGCAACUUUGCUGUGUCAUGAUCUCCGAGGACAAGUGGUGGUACCGMGUUAUCGUCCACCGUGUGCUCAGUGAGCACAACGUGGAGGUUUUCUACGCGGAUUUUGGAAACCUGGGCCUUGUUCCAAGGUCUCGCCUGAGAUUCCUCAAGUGGUGCUACUUGAAGCUCCCUGCUCAGGUGAUCCCAUGUUCCUUGGCAUGGGUAAAACCCAUAGAGGGCACGUGGACUGAUGCAGCAACCCUCCAAUUCCGGAGACUGUGUGGCUCAAAGCUGCUUGUGGGCAUUGUGGAUGAAUAUGUGGAUGACGUUUUGCAUCUCUUCUUGUGUGACACAUCCUCCGAGUGGGAUAUCUACUUCCACAAYGUCUUGAAGAGUGAAGGACAUGCAGAGAUCUGCAGAGAAAACAUCCCUUCCCAGGGAUUCCGGGAGCUGAAUCCAUUGGCCUUGUAUGCCCAGCCCAGUGCAAAGCAGGAGAGUGCUGGAGUGGGAGAGCCUGAGCCUCCCUUGCAGCUGGAAUCUCUAGGUGCAAACAGUGCAACAGCCAGUUCAAGGCUUGACAAGGGUGACCUGUGUGACCAGGAUGAGGCAAGCUGGUCUCCAGGGAUGCCAUACCUAGAGCCAGUCUACAUGGCCUCAGAUUUCUGGGACAAGAAGAAACUCCCUCUGCAAACUGUUGAGGAGGACACUCGUGUCAGUGGCGGCACCGUAGCUUUGGAUGCGGUGGCGUUUCCCAUCCAGUCUGUCAGUGAUGAAGGAAAAAGUGAGAAACAGCAAAUCCAAGAGCCACUACAACAGGCAUGGCUCUUUUCAGCUGAGAAAGAGAUAUGGGAUGAUAUGUGGCCGCCUCUGAGUCAGSUAGAUGUCCCAAAAACAAUGAAUGAAGAACCUGAAUUUGCAAAGGAGCAUACCAAUGAAAGCACCCCAGAGCUUACGACAGUGGUUAAGACACCACAUUCUCUUGGAGAGUCCUCCAAGUCUGCUGUCUUAUCCAAGUCACUGGAAGACUUUUACAUCUCCCUCAUCUACUCCAGCCAGCCAGCAGAAACAAGCCGAGAAGACCCUGAUCAGACAGAAAGCUGUUCUAACAAGGCCCGACUUUUUGAAGCUGUACCUGCCUCUGUUCUGCUUCUGGCAACACCAUUUGUCUUGGACCAGUGUAACAGUACGAAUAGAUUUAUAAAACAAAGGACGAGGACCUCCCUGAGACAGAUGCAGUUGCCCUUGGCAGUGCCAGUAGGCCGGCUGACCAGGAGGCCCAUCAGAAGCUCUAUGUUCCUCCUACCUCACCCUCUGCAACGCUGGGAGCUGCUGCACGGUUGGCUGCUUCCAGUGGCCUCUUCCAGUGGUUCCCAAGCCUGAGAAAGGAGAUGUGAAGAGAGCAAAGAAGUUGAGAAGUUGUGCCUGAAGCAGCUGCCGAAGGGCACAGAGCCCUCGCUGCUCUGUCGCUUCUUUGGUCUGGAAGCAUUUCAUCCCUGGAUCUUGGGAUCUGGCAUCUUCCCUGAUAUGCCCUGUAUCUGUGUUAAAUGUAACGUUCACUUUUAGGAAAAUAGGCUAUGUUCCUGUUGUAUUGAAGUUGUACUGAUUUAUUCCUCUUUAAUGUUUUGAAAGAACAUCUGAGUGCUGUACUAUGUUGCACCCUCUGAGGUGCAGAGAGGGAAAGCUGAACCCUCUUAAGUGCAGCUUUGACUGUGACUAGGGGUACAGGCACGUGGUCAGAACUUCUUUUUCAGUUAUAUCCCAGCUUAGGCUGCCACCUUUCUGAAUGCUGCUAAGCUGGAAAAAAAAAAGAAAAAGAAUUAUCUACCCCAAGAAAAAGACACUUUAAUUUGUUGAUGAUUUAGGAUGCAGCACAUAUGAAGCCCCAGGAAUCCUCUCUUACAUAUUCUGAAGCUUGGUGUGUUGCCCAUGUUCUGCUCUG
Messenger RNA from Nothoprocta perdicaria, 3443 nucleotides. RefSeq names its product tudor domain containing 5 (gene TDRD5). Gene Ontology annotation, biological process: germ cell development; spermatogenesis. The coding region runs from base 35 to 2884 and encodes 949 amino acids. Lineage: Eukaryota; Metazoa; Chordata; Aves; Tinamiformes; Tinamidae. The transcript has 16 exons. The record is from RefSeq and is a predicted model, not a curated record.